AUGUCGAGUUUGGACAGUUUCAUCAUGUUUGCCAGGGACCAAGAAGCAUUGAUUAAUAUGAAAGUUCAGGACAAUUCGACCCCAGAGGUGUGCAUGGCUGUGAGAUCUAACUUGGCGAAGCUUAGGACAUUCCAAAUGGAAUAUGACAUUGCUGCUGGAAAGGGCAGGCUGCCUGGUGUAUUCGCAAGGCAAUAUGGUGUGCAGGUCGCUCCAUAUGUCAUGCUUCGUGAUCCAAAUAUGAAUGAAAUCGAAGUGAAAGUCGAGAAAAAAAAUGGGAGAGUGUAUUUUACUGAAGGUUGGAGUAAGCUGCAUAAUUUCUACAAUGUUGGUGCUGGAUCUUGGAUGACGGUGGUAUUUGCGAAUAGAAAUCUUUUUCUGAUUAGGAUGAAUGAUCUUUAUGGGGAUGAGAUUUUUUAUCCAUUGAACAAUCCUCCAUCGAGAUUGACCCUGCAACAUGGAGCUGCUGAGUUUCCAAGUGUUGCAUGUGCCCCACAUGUUCUUUUCCUUCCAACCUCAUUUUAUCACUCUUAUGCGAAGCCACUGACAAAGGAUGAUGUAAUGUCUGGAAAAUUGCAUAAGUUGGGGUGGUUAGGAUUCUGUCAGGCUGCAUUUCCUGCUCAAGAGUGUCAGAUGACUGUUGUUGACUACCUGGGAUAUAGCUGGAAAUGCCCUCUGAAGUUGCACUUGACUGCAGACAUGACUUGCAGUCUGUCCGGUGACUGGAGGAAGAUUUGCAAGGCGCGCAAAUUGAAGAUUGGUGAUACUAUCAAGUUUGGGGUCACUCAACAGUGCAACAGUACUGUCCUAUACAUGUCUCCACCACCUAUGAUGGUCCUUCGCACUAAUCUUCCACCAUCAAAGGACAGUACCCUUUCACGACAUGUUUUCACCGUUGAGAAGUUCUUCUGGAUGAAUUGA
Messenger RNA from Medicago truncatula (barrel medic), 918 nucleotides. RefSeq lists its product as uncharacterized. Bases 1 to 918 code for a protein of 305 amino acids. Lineage: Eukaryota; Viridiplantae; Streptophyta; Magnoliopsida; Fabales; Fabaceae. Gene Ontology annotation, molecular function: DNA binding. The transcript has 4 exons. The record is from RefSeq and is a predicted model, not a curated record.